AGAACAUUUCGCGAUAAUUAUGCAAAGUAAUGUAAUGAAUUUGAAUAAUGGGGUGAUACCAGCGGAAUGCUGGGAAGAGUUUGUGUUUCUUAAAGAUUGUAAACGCGAUGGUGUCAGUGAGAAAGAUGUGUCUUCUUCUGUGUCUACGACGGAAAAAAAUGUGUCGUCUGAGAUACCUUCUGCUGUUCCUAUUGUACACUCUAGUCAUCAGAAACCCUACUGAAGAGGCCUUGACAGGCGAAAUGCAUUUGGGUCUACGGACUCGGGACUUAUUAAGCCUCCAAAGGUCAGAAACGAAUGGAAAACUAGUAGUUUUCCGUGUACUAAAGAUUAGUACAGUACGGAUGGAUCCGGAGGCAAAAUUGAAGGGUUUACAGGAACAGAGAGAAAAAUAUUUAAAGGAUGUACAAUUUUUUAAGUGCCAUCUUCGUGAAGAAAUCACUCCAAGAACAUUACAACUAAAGAAGUCGAUAAGAAAAGACAUCAAUGAACAAGAUAUAUGGAAGAUAGAAAGAUUAAUAUUGAAAUCAAUAAUAAAUAAAAAAGAAUCGGAAUACAGAGAGUGGCAAGAAAAUCUGGUAGUAAACCUAACUGAAAAGAGUAUUCCAGACGAUUAUAUGCGGUUUUUGUCAUAUGGUGUAGGUAUGAAUUUACCAUAUUUUGAUAAAUCAUUGGAUACUAUAGCGGACAUCGAAUUGGCAAUAUUUAAAAGUGGACUCAAUAAAAACAAAAAAGAGGAAAUUAGAAUAAAGAUCGCUGAAGAUCUAAAGAAGUUUAAAACAAAACAAGGAUACAUGAUGGAUCAAAAGGCUAAGAAGUAUAUAGGUAAAUAUAACAGAUUGAAAAAGUUUCUUCAUAGAUUUAAUUUAGGUAUUGUAAAAGCAGAUAAAUCAAGGCAAUUAAUAAUAAUGAAUUUAACAGAUUUAGACAAAAAGAAACAGGAAAUUAUAAAAGAAGGAAAUUUUGAAAAAUUAGAGUUAGAUCCAACAAGUAACAUACAGAAAUUAUUGAAGAAAAUUGUAGGAAAAUUAAUAAAAGAAGGAGCUAUUUCAAUUACUGAAAGUAAAGAACUAUUACCAGGAGAAAAUGUGAGAAUGCCAAAGUUAAAUGUUCGUAUUAAGACACACAAACAAAAUAAAUGCAGACCUAUAGUAGACUUUAAGAUGACCGUGUUAUAUAAUUUAGAGAUAUUUUUAAAGAAAUCAUUACAGGUUAUAUUAAACUCUGAACUUAGUAUAAAAAAUACUGAUAGUUUAAUUUCAAGAUUAGAAGCAGGAAGAAUUUUGCCAGAGUACCGUUUAAUGAGUAUAGAUAUAGUGUCAAUGUAUCCAUCGAUUACAAAAGAAAUGAUUAUACAGAGUUUAAUUAAAGGCGAGUACUUUCGACAAAAGGAUGGAAUAUCCAUGGGCUCGGUGGUCGGCCCAAAGCUGGCAGAGAUUGUUAUGAAAAAUAUAGAUAAAACGUUGCUGAACUUAGGUGGAAUAGUUUUUCUGGCACGAACAACCAGAAGUGAAAAAAGAAUAGAAGAAAUUAAAAAUAUAAAUAAGAAGUACUUGUUAAACAAUUAUCCGAAAAGAUUGCUGGAGAACUGGUAUGAUGAAUAUUUAAAAAGAAGAUUUCAAGUAAAGAAAAAACAAGAAAGUAAAAAGUAUGUUUCUUUUCCGUAUAUCAAAGGUAUUUUCGAAAAAUAUAAAAAAAUUUUCUGUGAAAACUUAAUACAAUUGGCUCCAUUGCAAAAAAAUAGAUUAUCUAAAUUAAUUAUAACUGAACCUUACAGAAAGAAAGAUUUAUUGGAAGAAGAAGGAGUGGUUUAUAGGCUUCAAUGUACGUGUGGAGUACCGUAUUAUUACGUUGGAGAAACGAAACGGAAACUAAAAGUGAGGAUGUCGGAACACUUGGCAGCAGUACGAAAUAAAAUUAAUACAUCCCCGGUAUUUUUGCAUUGCCAUGUUAACAACUGUCAAUUAGAUAUUAAUAAUGUAAAAAUAAUACAUAAAGAGAAAAAUAUUGUAAAAAGAAAAUUUAAAGAACAUUUCGCGAUAAUUAUGCAAAGUAAUGUAAUGAAUUUGAAUAAUGGGGUGAUACCAGCGGAAUGCUGGGAAGAGUUUGUGUUUCUUAAAGAUUGUAAACGCGAUGGUAUCAGUGAGAAAGAUGUGUCUUCUUCUGUGUCUACAACGGAAAAAAAUGUGUCGUCUGAGAUAUCUUCUGCUGUUCCUAUUGUACAUUCUAGUCGUCAGAAACCCUACUGA
Molecule: messenger RNA, 2249 nt
Organism: Centruroides sculpturatus (bark scorpion)
Lineage: Eukaryota; Metazoa; Arthropoda; Arachnida; Scorpiones; Buthidae
Exons: 6
Coding region: 108-2249 (713 amino acids)
Source: RefSeq, a predicted model, not a curated record